AUUCUCUGACGUAAUUAAUCUAACCAUUCGCUCACAGGCGUUGCCCUCGGCACUAGAUAAGGGAUCCCAUCAAUGAUUGGACCGCUCCCUCCUCAAUUAAAAAUGAGAAUUUCGAAAAUUUUGGCAACUUCCAUGAUGAUGACUGUCCUGGCUCAAUCUACAUCAGCGCAAAACAUAACGCUAUUUGAUUUCACAAAAGCGGAUAACGUGCACCAGUGGAGUGAGAUAUCGGAUACAGUGAGGACAGUGGGAAUGUCGAAGGCUGCGUUAACACUUCAAAAGACUCAAGUAUUUCAAAGAGGUGUUUUCUUUACACUUUUGAACCCACAGCCAAAUGGAGCUGGUUUUGCUGGUGUGAGAGCUCCCACGAACUGGAAUUUGACGGACUAUCGUAAUAUCGAGAUCAAGUGUCGAGGACAAGGUGCCAAUAGCCAUUAUAAAGUCGUAUUGAGGCACAAGGGACUCAGCCAAAAUGACGAGAUCUCUUACGAGCAAUUUUUUACGGUUCCACUGUUGAUGGAGGAAUUUUCGACGAUAAGUCUUCCUCUCGUUGACUUUAAACCCUAUUUCCGGGGGCGUGAAAAACCAGACGCAGAGCCUCUGGAUACAUCGAGGAUAACAAUGUUUGGACUUCAAGUUUACGGUGGUGUUUACUCGACAUUUAAACAGAAGGGAGUGUCAUCACUUGAAGUUGAGACAAUUGUUGCAACAACGUAGAUGCACAAGGAAACACCAUUAUUUUUCUAUCUAACGGUUCUCUUGUGUUUCGAAUUCUUUUGUCUAUUCUGGAUUAUUUCUGUCCAUUGUUCUCGUCCCCGAACAAAGAAUGAAAUUUCAGGGAUAAAAAGGAAGGACGUUGACACGAAAAUGUGAGACGAGAUUUGGAAUUUUAUACUCUAUCGAUAAAAUAUACUCGUAAUAAUUAA
Molecule: messenger RNA, 926 nt
Organism: Diachasmimorpha longicaudata
Lineage: Eukaryota; Metazoa; Arthropoda; Insecta; Hymenoptera; Braconidae
Exons: 3
Coding region: 73-717 (214 amino acids)
Biological process (GO): NADH dehydrogenase complex assembly
Source: RefSeq, a predicted model, not a curated record